Molecule: messenger RNA, 530 nt
Organism: Sipha flava (yellow sugarcane aphid)
Lineage: Eukaryota; Metazoa; Arthropoda; Insecta; Hemiptera; Aphididae
Exons: 1
Molecular function (GO): nucleic acid binding
Source: RefSeq, a predicted model, not a curated record
CGUCAUGUCGGCUUUGAAAUAGGCAUUUCUCCUAAUACCGUUCAUAAAAUUUUAAAAAAACAUAAAUUUCAUCCAUACAGGCCUGAUUUAGUUCAACAUUUACGCCACGGUGAUGCUAAACGUAGAAUUAUGUUUAUUUCUUGGUUGGUAACUCAAUUAGAAAACAAUCCUUUUAUUUUAAAUUACAUAUUAUGGACAGAUAAAUCCAAAUUUACCAACAACGGAGUAAUAAAUAAACAAAAUAAUCGAUAUUGGGACACUCAAAAUCCCCAUUGGGUUUUUGAAACAAAUAAUCAAUGUAUCUGGGGAACAAAUGUUUGGUGUGGUUUGAUUGGAGGUAAAUCGGGACCUUAUUUCUACGACGGUACAUUAAAUGGAAGACUGUAUUUAGAAUUUAUAAUGAAUGAGCUACCGAUCAUGCUAAACGACAUUCCUCUCGCAACAAGAAACAAUUUGAUUUUGCAACAAGAUGGAGCCCCGGCACACAAUGCAAACGUCGUGAAGAAUUAUUUAAAUUAACAUUUUGAAAA